GUCCUUUACCGCAGGCGGAAGUGAAGGCCGGGGCCCGUCGGCUGGACAGGAGACGUUUUGUGGCGGCGAGAAAGGAAAUUCCUCUCAAGCUACGUUUUGAGAAACGUUUCCUAAGGCUUCCUCCACUUGUGACUGCUAAUCCCUCCUUCCAUCCAUCGUCCUCAAGCCAGUCUCGAUCCUGGUGUCCUCUGCUCCCCCUCUCGUCCUCCGUGUCCUUGCUGAGCUCCAGUCGCGGUGUUAGCCCAGCCUGCUCUCCUCUAGUGCUGGCAUGGCGGGGCGAGUAGGAGUGACGCGGACCAACGGCACGACUGCCGCCGCCGCCAACAAGAUCUGCCAGUUCAAGCUGGUGCUGCUGGGAGAGUCGGCCGUGGGCAAGUCCAGCCUGGUACUGCGUUUCGUCAAGGGCCAGUUCCACGAGUACCAGGAGAGCACCAUCGGAGCCGCAUUCCUCACACAGACAGUCUGCUUGGAUGAUACAACAGUAAAGUUUGAGAUUUGGGACACAGCCGGGCAAGAGAGAUACCACAGUUUGGCUCCAAUGUACUACAGAGGAGCCCAGGCUGCCAUUGUAGUCUACGACAUCACUAACACAGACACUUUCACCCGAGCAAAGAACUGGGUAAAGGAGCUCCAGAGACAGGCCAGCCCCAACAUCGUCAUCGCUCUGGCUGGGAACAAAGCCGACCUUGCUAACAAGAGAGCUGUGGAUUUCCAGGAAGCGCAGGCGUACGCAGACGACAACAGCCUGCUGUUCAUGGAGACAUCCGCUAAGACUGCCAUGAAUGUCAACGAGAUCUUCAUGGCCAUCGCGAAAAAGCUUCCGAAGAACGAGCCACAGGGCGGGGCAGGGCCUGGGGGGCGGGCUCGAGGCGGAGUUGACCUGCAGGAAGCGGCACCUCAGGGCAGAUCUGGCCAGUGCUGCGGAGGAGGAAACUAACCAUGUGUCCAGUCGUGUGGAGAACGUGGCCGAGGAUCAACAGACACAUUAUCAACCAACUCAUAGUCUGACAGUUAUGUCUAUUCACAGCACAAGUGGAAAAUCUAGUCAGUUAGACUGUGACGUCCAUCAGAUUCUUCUUCUGAACUGACCAAAGGGGCCGUUCACAGCCACUUGUAAAUAUUUUGACCAAUUAUCCCUCCUACUCAUAGGCAGCGCCACAGCCGCCUCCUUCACAGCUGUGUUUAAGAAUCGGCCACCUGUCAAAAAAAAAGGAAAAAAAAUGAUGAAUUUGGGGAAUAAGGAGGGAAACCGAUCACUUCUGUCACACUUAACCGGAGCUGUGAGGUUCUUGUUCUAGUCUAUUCACAAAAAAAAAAAAAAAAUCAACACUGCAGCUGGAGGGAAAACAGGCUUCUUUCAACUUUAUAUCCUCAAUUCUCUCUCUCUGUCUCUCUCUCUUCCCACCCCAUCGCACUCUGAACUGCACAGCACCCAACAAGUAUUGACGUCUUCUCUCCUUCCUGAUCUAAUUUCCAGUGAGAGGAGACAGACAGACAUGAGCGAGAGGCUGUUUUCCCUUCAUGUGCAGCAUUUCUGUAGAUUCUGUAUUAUUCUUGGUUAUUGCUACUAUUAUUAUUAUUGUAAUUAUGAAUACAUGCCACUACUCCAGGACUAAUGAAUAUAAACGAUAGGUUAGUUCCCCCUGAAAUCGUUACUGUCUGCCAUCUUAAUCUGUAAAUGCAUAACGCAUUAACGGCUAUAACACCAGUGUCUUUAAGCAUUAAUGAAAUGAGAUUCAUCAAAUCGUUCAGUCAACCAAGCUGGUGUUAAACAUGAAUAACGCAAGGCAAUGUUCGCUUCCUCUGACCAAAAUCAAAGUAUGUGUAUUGAGAGAAAAACUGUUGCUGUAUUUGUACUUUGUAUUUUCUUUCUUUUUUUUUUUUUUCCUGCAAAAGUAUAUCCAAUCAUUAGCCAUUAUCAAUACAAUACCUUCCCAAAACCAGAUCAAUCAUCCAUCUGUUUUUUUUUUUUUUCUUCUCCUUUUUGGUGAAAUGAUUUUUGUAACUAAGUUUUCUGAGUGCACUUUUUAUUUUUCAUUCUUCUAAAGGUGAACUGAUAUUUUUCAUCUUGUAAUUUAGCACAACGGAUCAGAACCGCUGCCCAGACCCGACUUUGAAAGGGUUGGACAAAUGUUUUGUAGUCUUCCAUGGACGGGGGACGCAAACUACAAUCUUCUACGUGUAAUUUUACCAAUAAAAAUGGGGAAGGUA
Neoarius graeffei (lesser salmon catfish) is the source of this 2211-nucleotide messenger RNA. RefSeq names its product RAB5C, member RAS oncogene family (gene rab5c). The transcript is spliced from 6 exons. The coding region runs from base 269 to 937 and encodes 222 amino acids. Gene Ontology annotation, molecular function: GTP binding; GTPase activity. The record is from RefSeq and is a predicted model, not a curated record. NCBI's taxonomy places the organism in Eukaryota, Metazoa, Chordata, Actinopteri, Siluriformes, Ariidae.